CGCGUUCCCCCAGCGAGGCGAUGGCGGCGGGGGAGGGAGAGCUGGAGCUGCGGACAGCCAUCGGCUUCAACGGGCACGUUCCUUGUGGCCUCAUCUGCCACCCUGAUGAGGAGCACAUCCUGUAUCCCUUGGGAUGUGCUGUGGUACUUCAACACCUGAAGACCAAGAAGCAGUCUUUCUUAUAUGGCCACACAAACAUGGUCAGCUGUGUUGCCCUGUCCAGGAAUGGAGAGCUUCUGGCAUCUGGACAGAUCACUUACAUGGGAUUCCAGGCAGACAUCAUCCUCUGGGAUUUCCAGAAAAGGGAGCUGCUUGCCCGGCUGUCCCGCCAUAAGGGCAAGGUGGAAGGACUUGCCUUCUCCCCCAACAACAUUUUCCUGGUGUCUCUGGGAGGCCAGGAUGACGGCAGCGUCAUCGUCUGGGACGUGGCCAAGCGAGCGGCCGUCUGCGGGAGCCCCGCCUCAGCACGCAGCGCGGGCAACGCCACCGUGGUGGUGUGCCCCAGCUCCAGUGACCACAGCUUCAUCACCUCUGGGAAUGGAACUUGUCGAACGUGGGAACUGGAUGUGACAAACAGGAAGAUUUGGCCAACUGAGUGCAAGAUAGUGAACCUGAAGAGAGUGGCCAUGUGUAUUAAGGUGGCAGAUGAUGAUAGGCAUUUUUAUUUUGGCACAUCAAGCGGGGACAUCUUGAAAGUAAAUACAAACAACAAGCUGAUGAUUGACUGUGAGCCUCAGAAGAAUAAGUUCAGCUUGGGAGUCACAGCUUUGCUCUUGCUGAAGACAGGAGAGUUUGUAGUCGGCUCCGGAGGAGGGACUGUAGCUCUCUGUACAGGCGCAAACUGCAGAGCCGUGAAGAAAAUUGAAGUUCAUGGUGCUGUCACUUCCCUGACAUGUAGAGAUCAGGGUCACCAAAUCUUUGUAGGGACAAAUGAGUGCCAGAUUUAUUGCAUUCAGUACCCUGAGUUUAAGGAGGAGCUGGUUGCUGUGGCUCACAGCGAAGCCAUCCACGACAUCGUUUUCCCCUUUGGAGCCUCUGACCUGUUUGUUACCUGCUCCAAAAACGACAUCCGGGUGUGGCACACCCCGGAGAGCAAGGAGCUGGUGCGCAUCGUCCAGAGCAACCUGACCUGCCAUGCCCUGGAGGUGACAAGGGAUGGGGACAGCAUCGUCUCAGGCUGGAGUGAUGGGAAGAUCCGAGCCUUCACCCCCAGGGCUGGGAGGCUGCUGUAUGAGAUCCAGGAUGCCCACAGCAUGGGGGUCACAGCCAUUGCAGCCACCAGUGACUGCAGACACCUCGUGAGUGGAGGAGGGGAAGGACAGGUGAGGAUCUGGGACGUUGCUGACAAGAUGCGCAGACUGGUGGAAAUCCUGAAGGAGCACACUGCUGCUGUGUCUUGCAUUAAGAUUAAGAAGAACGACCAGGAGUGUGUCACAGCCAGCCUUGAUGGGACGUGUGCCAUCUGGGAUAUUGUACGUUAUGUGAGAAAACAGGUGUUUCAAGUCAAAACAUCAUUCAAAUGUGUGUGUUACUAUCCUGAGGAGUACCAGAUAAUCACUGGUGGGACUGACAGAAAGGUGGGAUUCUGGGAAGUGGUGGAUGGCUCUGCAGUCCGAGAUGUGGAAGGGUCUUCAUCAGGUUCCAUUAAUGGGAUGGACAUCACCUUGGAUGGGACACGCUUUGUCACAGGGGGUGAUGACCAACUGGUGAAGCUGUGGGACUAUCAGGAGGCUGCAGUGACUCACGUGGGAGUGGGACACAGUGGCAAAAUCACCCGUGUCAAGAUCAGCCCUGGGAACAAGUACAUUGUGAGUGUCAGCUCAGAUGGUGCCAUCCUCAUCUGGAAUUACCCAGACUUCCAGUAACAGCUGCCAGGGGAGCUGCUCAGCUGCUGCUCCAUUGGACAGUCCCUUUCUCUCACCACUGUUGUUGUUUUAAAGCAUUUGUACUAUUAUUCUAUUUGUACUAUUUUUAUACCCUCUUGCAGGCACUUGCCCCAUCUCCAGAUCUCCUUCCUAGCAGUGCAUAAGUAGGUCUAUUGGGUUUUUGCAGGGGGAGGGUGGUGUGUUGUGUAAGAAUUUCCUGUUCCUUUAGAGUCAUCACUUCUGAAAAGCAUCUUGGCUGUUGUUAUAACACUUACAUGUUGCUCUU
Molecule: messenger RNA, 2151 nt
Organism: Calypte anna (Anna's hummingbird)
Lineage: Eukaryota; Metazoa; Chordata; Aves; Apodiformes; Trochilidae
Gene: CFAP52
Product: cilia and flagella associated protein 52
Exons: 14
Coding region: 21-1865 (614 amino acids)
Biological process (GO): cilium assembly
Molecular function (GO): protein binding
Source: RefSeq, a predicted model, not a curated record